Messenger RNA from Cuscuta epithymum, 607 nucleotides. The record is from the annotation of a GenBank genome assembly. Lineage: Eukaryota; Viridiplantae; Streptophyta; Magnoliopsida; Solanales; Convolvulaceae.
CCCAAGCUCCCACCUUGGCCACAGAAGGUAUUUCAGCGGAGCUCAGCCAUGGGUAUCGAUCUGGAAGCAGGAGGAAAGAGCAAGAAGACCAAGCGGACAUCGCCGAAAUCCGAUGAUGUUUACUUAAAGCUUCUUGUCAAGCUCUACCGAUUUUUGGUGCGAAGAACAGGUAGCAAGUUCAAUGCCGUGAUUCUGAAGCGCCUCUUCAUGAGCAAGAUAAACAAGCCUCCAUUGUCCCUCUCCAGGCUGAUCUCUUUCAUGUCAGGAAAGGAAGGUAAGAUUGCUGUUUUGGUGGGCACCAUUACAGAUGAUAUCAGGGCCUAUGAAGUCCCAGCUAUCAAAGUUUGUGCAUUGAGGUUCACCAAAACUGCAAGGGCAAGGAUUGAGAAAGCUGGCGGAGAAUGCCUGACUUUUGACCAAUUGGCUCUUAGGGCUCCAUAAGGGCAGAACACGCUUCUACUCAGAGGUCCAAAGAACUCACGUGAAGCAGUGAAACACUUUGGUCCUGCUCCUGGUGUUCCUCACAGUCACACCAAGCCAUAUGUGCGUGCUAAGGGAAGAAAGUUUGAGAGGGCUAGGGGUAAAAGAAACAGCAGGGGAUACAAGG